AUGGCUUGGAAUUAUGCUAUGCAAUGGCUAGUGGUGUUGCCCUUGGAAUUGGUUGCUGCAGCAAUGACGAUAAAAUACUGGGAUGCCAAAACAAACCUGGCGGCGUUCGUGGUUAUUUUCUAUGUUUUGAUUGUUGCGAUUAACUUUUUCGGUGUUCGUGGUUACGGUGAAGCUGAAUUUAUAUUUAGUGCCGUUAAAGUUUUGGCUGUCUUGGGUUUCAUCAUUUUGGGUAUUGUAUUGUGUGCUGGUGGCGGUCCAAAAGGUGGUUACAUUGGAGGUAAAAAUUGGCAUAUUGAAGGCGCUCCAUUCCCUAAUGGUGCUAAGGGUGUGAUAACGGUGUUUGUGAAUGCCGCCUUUGCCUUUGCCGGAACUGAAUUGUGUGGAUUGGCUGCUGCUGAAACUGAAAACCCAAGAAAAUCAUUACCAAAAGCUUGUAAGCAAGUAUUCUGGAGAAUCACUUUGUUCUAUGUCAUCUGUUUGACUUUAGUUGGAUUAUUGGUCCCAUGGAACGAUGAAAGAUUAUUGGGUAGUUCUUCUGCUGAUGCUUCUGCUUCUCCAUUUGUCAUUUCAAUUAGAAAUGCUGGUAUCAAAGGUUUACCAUCAGUUAUGAAUGUUGUUAUUAUGAUUGCUGUUUUGUCUGUUGGUAACUCCUCUGUAUAUGGUUCCUCAAGAACUUUAGCUGCUUUGGCUGCCUCCAACCAAGCUCCAAAAAUAUUUGGCUACAUUGAUAAACAAGGUAGACCAUUAGUUGGUAUUAUUGUUCAAUUAAUUGUUGGUUUAUUAUGUUUCCUUGCUGCAUCAGAUAAACAAGGUGAAGUUUUCAAUUGGUUGUUGGCUCUAUCUGGUUUGUCUUCCAUUUUCACCUGGGGGUCAAUUAAUGUUUGUUUGAUCAGAUUCAGAAGAGCAUUGGCUGCUCAAGGAAGAGACACUGGUGAAUUAGUUUUCACUUCUCAAGUCGGUGUUGUUGGUGCUAUUUGGGGUGCUUUCUUGAACACUGUUGUUCUUUGUUUACAAUUCUGGAUUGCUGUGUGGCCAUUGCAUUCUAAACCAAGUGCUGAAGCUUUCUUCAGCGCUUACUUGACUGUUCCUGUUGUUAUUGUUUUCUACGUUGGUCAUAAACUCUGGACUAGAAAUUGGAAACUUUACAUCCGUGCCAAGGAUAUUGAUAUUGACACAGGUAGAAGAGAAUUGGACUUGGACUUGGUCAAACAAGAAGUUGCUGAAGAAAAGGCUUACAUUGCUUCUUUGCCAUUCUACAAAAGAAUCUACAAUGCUUGGUGUUAA
Molecule: messenger RNA, 1284 nt
Organism: Candida dubliniensis CD36
Lineage: Eukaryota; Fungi; Ascomycota; Pichiomycetes; Serinales; Debaryomycetaceae
Gene: GAP2
Product: amino acid permease
Exons: 1
Coding region: 1-1284 (427 amino acids)
Biological process (GO): amino acid transmembrane transport
Cellular component (GO): membrane
Molecular function (GO): amino acid transmembrane transporter activity
Source: RefSeq, a predicted model, not a curated record